Hermetia illucens (black soldier fly) is the source of this 1118-nucleotide messenger RNA. RefSeq lists its product as uncharacterized. The transcript has 2 exons. Bases 201 to 1079 code for a protein of 292 amino acids. The record is from RefSeq and is a predicted model, not a curated record. Lineage: Eukaryota; Metazoa; Arthropoda; Insecta; Diptera; Stratiomyidae.
GGGACUCAGUCGCUCGCUUGGGUCGUCGAGAUACGAGUCUUCGGUCGACUCUGCUGGGGCUGCUCAUUCAACGUCCACGUAACUCGUAUAGUCGGAGUGAGGAGCUAGACGGCGUGGGAAAGCGAGUGUGUUGGUAAAUCGAUAUUUAGUCUUUGCGGCUCUGCCAACCCUUGAUGCAUCUGUGUAGUCACUGAGGAAACAUGGACGAGUUAAGUAGCAUUUCGCACAUGUUUGAAAGAGGAAAAACGUUCGAUAAUUCGGGCAAUGUUAUCCGGAAUAGGUUGAAUCUGGAACAAAGGAUCAAUGUACUAAAGCAAUACGAACAGACUCCAGAUAUUCGCUUCUUGUCAGAGAAAUUUGAAUGCGGACGGAGGCAAAUCAAGAAUAUCUUGCGCAAACGCAAAAAAUACUUGAUGAUGUGGUCACGAACUAAAAAACGGAUCCCUAGACCUGAGUUUUCACUCCUGAACACUACUGGAGUCAUUUUGCAUGAGUGGGUUAAACGGGCCCGAUGUUAUCAUAUCAACAUCACAGAUGAUAUUCUGCGGAGCUUUGGACAAGAAAUCGCCGAUCUAAUCAAUUUUCGGGACUUCAAACCAACCAGCGCUUGGCUUAUCCAGUUCAAGCAAAAGUACAAACUUCUCAACAUGGAACUGAAUAUUAAGCAAGAAACAGAUAUCAACCCUGCAGACAGGAAACCUUUGGGCAUUAGCAUCAUAAUUGAGGAUUUACGUCGGGAAUAUGGCGACUCACUGAUUUGCCCUGACGGAGACACAAAUGAAAAUGAACUUUUCAAUGAAGAUUCAAAGUCAGAAAAUUCAAUUACGGAUAACUUCCGAUCAGAUAGCACUGACUCCGCAAUACAAAUGGACAUCGAAAAAGAUAACUUAGAAGCUGAUGUAGCUAAUGGAAACGACUCGGAGGUCGCAAAGGAAAUUUCGAAUUAUCGGGAAGCCUUGAACCAGCUUGGACCGUUGGAACAGUUUGCCCUGCUGAAAGAGAAUAUUCGAGCCGUGGGACUCAUAAAUCAAUUAGAAAACCUUUUCAGGGAGGAAAUGAUAAGGGAUGAGUUAGAUUAACUUUAUGAAUAUAUGGAACCUGAUGUACUUGUAUAUAGU